Messenger RNA from Monodelphis domestica (gray short-tailed opossum), 948 nucleotides. RefSeq names its product olfactory receptor 51V1-like. Gene Ontology annotation, biological process: G protein-coupled receptor signaling pathway. Gene Ontology annotation, molecular function: olfactory receptor activity; G protein-coupled receptor activity. The record is from RefSeq and is a predicted model, not a curated record. Lineage: Eukaryota; Metazoa; Chordata; Mammalia; Didelphimorphia; Didelphidae. Gene Ontology annotation, cellular component: plasma membrane.
AUGCCCAAUGCCUUGAGUAUCAAUUCUAGUUCUUCUAACUUUCUGCUUACAGGUUUUCCUGGCCUGGAGUGGGCCCACCACUGGAUCUCUAUCCCUGUCUUCUCUGUAUACCUGACUGCCAUACUUGGCAAUGCCAUAAUACUUCACAUUGUUCGCACUGAUCCCUCUCUUCACCAACCAAUGUAUUACUUCCUGGCCAUGCUGGCAAGUACAGACUUGGGCUUGUGUGUAUCUACCAUGCCCACAGUGCUGGGGGUUCUGUGGCUUGACUUCCGUGGCAUCCACCUCUAUGCCUGCGUCCUCCAACUCUAUGUUGUGCACUCAUUCUCUUUCAUGGAAUCAGCCAUGCUCUUUGCCAUGGCUUAUGACCGCUUUAUUGCCAUCACCAACCCACUUAGGUAUCCCACCAUACUCACCAGCUCUCGGAUAGUGAAGAUCACAGUAGUGCUAGGCUUCCGUAGCACCAUGCUUAUCAUACCUCCAGUCCUACGGCUUCUAGGGUUCUCCUACUGCCGCCAUAACCUCCUCUCCCACUCUUACUGUUUGCACCAGGACAUGAUCCGCCUCUCAUGCUCUAAUACACGAUUCAACAGUUUCUAUGCCUUGACUGUUAUACUUCUUUCCAUGGGGUCAGACUUCCUCUUCAUCUUGCUCUCCUAUGUCAUGAUCUUCCACUCUGUUUUGGCCAUUGCUUCACGGAGGGAGCAGCUCAAGGCUCUUAACACAUGUGUGUCCCACAUCCUGGCUGUUCUGUGCUUCUAUGUCCCAGUGCUGGGCCUGUCCAUCGUGCACCGGUUUGCUAGGCACUCCUCACCCAUCAUCCCCAUUGUGAUGGGCAAUGUGUAUGUCCUCUUCCCACCUCUCAUGAAUCCAGUCAUCUAUAGUAUCAAGACCCAACAGAUCCGUAGGGCUAUUGUGAGAGUCAUCUCUCUGGGACAAGCCAGAUAA